AUGGCAUCCGAACUUUCGGCAGCCCCGGUUCUGUCCACCCCGGACGACCAUAUUCUCGAAGUUCCCGCCGCCGACUCCAUCCCAAAAUCCACGCUCUCCGACGAUGCCCUCCGUGUAACAUACGAAGUUGUUCGCACAGCCGACGAGGUUCGUGCUGGGGGAUGGAGGCGCGUCGGUUUACAGUUCCCAGAUUUCAUGCUGGUCGACGCUCCACGUGUUGUGGAAGCUUUGUCGGAAGAGCUUGGCAAGCAUGAUGCGCCAGACGAGGGGAAGGCGGAGAGGAGGAUAUACGUUCUCGCGGACAGUAGCUACAGCGCUUGCUGUGUUGACGAGAUAGCUGCAGAGCAUGUCUCGGCGGAUGUGGUAGUUCACUAUGGUCGAACAUGCCUGAGCCCCACGAGUCAUCUUCCAGCCAUAUACGUCUACACAAGCCACGAUCUAGACUAUGAGGUUACCCUUAGUGAGAUCAAGCGAGAGUUCAGUGAAAAAACUGCCAAACUGGUUAUCCUGGCUGAUUUGACAUACCAAAACCAUGUAGAUAAGGUGGUUUCACUUUUGAGAGAAGAGGGUUACACCAACGUUGUUCCAACAGCCGUGACCCGCGACCCUGCCGCCCUUAUUCCCAACCGCAAGGUUGUUACCGAUGAAGUCCACGGAGACGAGUACUGGAAAGACUACUCGAUCAUUCACAUAUCCGACCCGCCGUCUGCACUUCUUCUCGCUCUUUACACGCGCUUCGCCUCACUACACAUCCUCUCAACGCCAUCUUCAACUCUCGAGAACCCAACUAUGCGAACUGCAGGUCUUCUGCGUCGGCGAUUUGCCAAAGUCCUGUCCCUCGCUUCUGCUGGUGUGAUCGGAAUCCUCGUGAAUACACUAUCUGUUGCGAACUAUCUUAAAUCCAUCAACACUCUCCGCGAAAAGAUCUCUCGAGCAGACAAAAAGAGCUACACCAUCGUUGUGGGCAAGCUCAACCCCGCCAAGCUGGCGAACUUUGCUGAGAUCGAAGGUUGGGUUGUCGUAGGAUGCUGGGAAAGUGGCCUGGUUGAGGAUGACGCGGGAUAUUGGAGACCAGUCAUUACACCUUUUGAGCUCGAGGUCGCACUCAUGAGCGAGGAGGAACGUGUCUGGGGCGGCGAGUGGUGGGGUGGUAUUGAGAAGCUGGGACUGAACGACAAACCUCUGGAUGCAGUCGGCGAGUCCAAAAACGUUGUCGUGGAGGAGGAUGAACAGUUUGACGAUGUUGCUGGGGGCGUUGAAGGCGAAGAAUCCGCACCUCCCGAGUUUGACAUGCGAACGGGUAAGCUCGUCUCGUCAAGUCGUCCAAUGCGACUUCCGGUUCGCAACAAUCCUUCCACAGCGGCCACCGAGGCGAAAGGCAAUAAUCCCUCCGAUUCUCCUCAACAAGAUAGUUCUCUCAUCAAGCGCACUGUUGGUGAGUUGGCAAGCAUCAACGGUGUGGCAAGCCCAGGAGCAGAGUUCCUUCGCUCAGGUCGUACGUGGCAGGGUCUAGGCACGGAUUUCGAUAAUGAGGCUAGCACUCUGGUUGAAGAGGGGAGAAGCGGUGUUGCAAGGGGAUAUCAAGUUGGUGAAUCAGGCCGACAUUAA
Molecule: messenger RNA, 1608 nt
Organism: Fusarium sp. VM40
Lineage: Eukaryota; Fungi; Ascomycota; Sordariomycetes; Hypocreales; Nectriaceae
Source: the annotation of a GenBank genome assembly